Molecule: messenger RNA, 717 nt
Organism: Histoplasma mississippiense
Lineage: Eukaryota; Fungi; Ascomycota; Eurotiomycetes; Onygenales; Ajellomycetaceae
Exons: 3
Coding region: 1-717 (238 amino acids)
Biological process (GO): regulation of peroxisome size; peroxisome fission
Cellular component (GO): peroxisomal membrane
Source: RefSeq, a predicted model, not a curated record
AUGGCUGCCACAGACCUGGCUCACCACCCGACGGUGGCCCAUUAUCUCAGAUUCGUUGCUACUACAGUCGGCCGCGAUAAAAUCCUGCGCACCCUCCAAUACUUCUCGCGUUUCUACGCUUGGUACCUCUACCGCACCAACUACCCGCAAGCCUCCAUUGCCCCUUUCGAAGCCGUCAAGAAGCAAUUCGCCCUAACCCGCAAACUGCUCCGUUUCGGCAAGAAUGUAGAGCACUUCAAAGCCGCUGCCGUCCUCCUCGACUCGCGCUCACCGACGGCCACUGCCGAUCCCGUGCUCAAAUACCUCGGAAUCGGCCGCCAGCUCGGCUAUGCCAUCUACCUCUCCUUCGAUAUGGUGUUGUACCUAGAUUCCGCCGGGGUGCGCAAGAUGGCGAAUGCGAAGAAGCUGCAGGCUCGCGCGCUGAAGGCGUGGAUGGCUGGCUUGGUGUGCAGUGCCGUUUCCGGGCUGUAUUCGAUGUGGAUGUUGAAGGAGAGGGAAAAGGCUGUGAACAAGAAGGACGGCGAGAGUGUGGUUGAAGGGAAGAUGAUUGAAAAAGAACGCACGGCCGUCCUUACCCAGCUCGUUUCGGACUUCUGUGAUCUCACCAUCCCCAGCACAUCUCUUGGCUAUAUAAACUUGGAUGAUGGCAUUAUCGGCCUUGCCGGUACCGUCAGCUCCUUGAUUGGUGUACGGACAGCCUGGAGAAAGACCGCAUGA